AUGGUCAAUUUAACAAGCCUCAACCCGUUCUCCCCCAGCGUGAAGGCUACUGCCGUGGUAUCUGAUUUACGGAUCUACCCAAUCAAGUCGUGUCGCGGCAUCUCCGUGCGCUCUAGCUUCGUCACCAGAAAGGGGCUUGAUCUGGACCGAAACUGGAUGUUUGUGGCGCCCAAAGAUGGAAAGCAGCACAAGUUUGUCACUAUUCGAGAAAUCUCCGAGCUCACCUUGGUCGAGACCGCGUUCGCUAGUGCAGCCGGUCACGUCGCAGAGGGCGGAGAAGACGAUCUCGAACUCGUUAUCAGCAUUAGGAACCACCCUGAGAAGCGCGUGAUGAUACCGGCCAGGCCGACUAGAGAAUGGCUAGAGAAUCACACAAAAUACGACAAAGUCGACAUCUGGGGCCUAGAGACAGAUGGUUGGGUGUAUGGCGAUGAUGUGAACUCGCUCAUCAGCGACUGCAUCAGGCAGGAUGUCAAGCUCGUGUACAAAGGCCCAACGCCAAGAUUUCUCCGGGGAAAUGGCGCUCCUGAUCAGUUGGGCAGGGAGGAGUCGACGAACUUCCCCGACGUGCUACCCUUGCUCCUUGCUAACGAGACAUCACUGCACGAACUUAAUGGACGCCUCAAAGUCAAGGGGGCAAAUGAGAUUACGAUUGAGCGCUUUCGACCGAAUAUCGUUGUUCAAAGUGGUGAAGCUUGGAGCGAGGAUGACUGGAAGAGGGUUCGCAUCAUCAAUGGCGAAGCCCCUUCUGGUACUUUCGUGACCUCGGGCCCCUCUACCAUCGAUAUCGAUGUCCAAGCGCAUUGUGCACGAUGUCAAGUCCCAAAUGUGAACCCCGAGACCGCUGAGAAGAACGCACAUGAGCCCUGGGAUACCCUGGUCAGCUACCGCCGCAUUGAUGACGGUAUCAAGUGGAAGCCAUGCUUUGGUAUGCUUAGCUGCCCCCGCAAUGAAGGACGGGUUAGAGUGGGAAUGAAGAUGGAGAUCAUUGAGACAACGCAGAACCAUGUAUAUAUCAAAGGUUUCUAG
Molecule: messenger RNA, 1029 nt
Organism: Neoarthrinium moseri
Lineage: Eukaryota; Fungi; Ascomycota; Sordariomycetes; Amphisphaeriales; Apiosporaceae
Exons: 1
Coding region: 1-1029 (342 amino acids)
Molecular function (GO): pyridoxal phosphate binding; molybdenum ion binding; catalytic activity
Source: RefSeq, a predicted model, not a curated record